Messenger RNA from Dryobates pubescens (Downy woodpecker), 577 nucleotides. RefSeq names its product churchill domain containing 1 (gene CHURC1). Bases 36 to 365 code for a protein of 109 amino acids. The record is from RefSeq and is a predicted model, not a curated record. Gene Ontology annotation, molecular function: zinc ion binding. NCBI's taxonomy places the organism in Eukaryota, Metazoa, Chordata, Aves, Piciformes, Picidae. The transcript has 4 exons. Gene Ontology annotation, biological process: positive regulation of DNA-templated transcription; multicellular organism development; fibroblast growth factor receptor signaling pathway.
GAAGCCUCGCGAGAAUUGCAGGCGGCAGUGGCGGGAUGUGUGGGGGCUGUGUGAGCACCGAGUACCCGGAGCGGGGAACCACCUGCUUGGAGGGCGGAUCUUUCCUCCUCAACUUCGUGGGGUGCGCCGAGUGCGGCCGUCGGGACUUCGUGCUGCUCAGCAACCGGGAGGAGGGCCUGCACGGCGGGGAGGAGAUCGUCACCUAUGACCGUGCGACCUCUGCAAGAACUGUCACCACCUCAUUGCACGCCACGAGUACACCUUCAGUGUGGUGGAUGACUACCAGGAGUACACCAUGCUGUGCCUGCUCUGCGGCCGUGCCGAGGACUCCAUCAGCAUCCUGCCCGAUGACCCCCGCCAGAUGACCCCCCUCUUCUGAACCUGGUUUGUACCCCUGGCAUGAGUCCUGGGGUACUCCCAAGAUCCCCCUUCUCCAUCCCUGCCACAAGGCCCUGAGUGCCCCAAGAUCUCUCUUCUCUAUCUCUGGACCCCUGUCAGGGGAGUCCUGGGGUACCCCAAGAUCUCCUUCGCUGAUCGCUUGCACAGGGCCCUGGGUACCCCAAAACUUCCCCCCUGG